Molecule: messenger RNA, 807 nt
Organism: Quercus lobata
Lineage: Eukaryota; Viridiplantae; Streptophyta; Magnoliopsida; Fagales; Fagaceae
Exons: 1
Coding region: 1-807 (268 amino acids)
Source: RefSeq, a predicted model, not a curated record
AUGGAGAGAGCUCUUAGAAUCAAGAAUAAAUUUUGGUUAAUUGAUGGCUCUGCUUCUCUGACUUCUCUGGUUUCUUGGAUCAUCAAUUGUGUUUCCACUAAGAUUGCUACUAGUAUGGUGUAUCGGAGAACUGCCAAGGAAGUUUGGAAGAAGCUUCAAAAUAUGUUCUCUCAAGGCAAUGGACCUAGGGUUUAUCAAUUGCAGAAAGAUCUUGCUAGCAUUUCUCAGGGGGAACUCACUGUGAGUGAUUAUUUUACCAUUUUCUCAAUCUUGUGGGAUGAGAUACAAAACUAUGAACCGCUUCCUCUUUGCUCUUGUGAGAAGUGUGUGUGCCAUAAGAAUGAAAAGAUUUCCAAUCUUCAUCACAGAGAAGCAAUUAUGCAACUUCUAAUGGGUCUCAAUGAUUCAUUCUCUCACAUUCAAGGCCAAAUUUUGUUGAUGGAUCCCAUUCCUUCUGUUGACAAGGUAUAUUCUUUGUUGGUUCAAGAUGAAAGGCAGAGGUCAGUUGGACAUAGCAACAAUGUUCCUUUUGUUGAAUCCUUAGCUCUUGCAGCCAAAACAAUGAAUCUUGGUUCUGGUUCCAAGACUUUCAAGAAAGGAAAGGAGAGGCCUACUUGCAGUCAUUGUGGAUUGCUUGGUCAUACUGUGGAGAAAUGCUACAAAAUCCAUGGAUAUCCUCCUGGAUAUAAAACCAAAGCAAGGGCAAAUCAAGUCUCUUCUCUUGAUUCUGUUCAAGAGUUUGUUGCAACACCAACUCCACAACAUUUUCCUUUCACAAUAGAGGAUGCUAGAAACUGCUUGCCAUGA